Messenger RNA from Stereum hirsutum FP-91666 SS1, 1800 nucleotides. RefSeq names its product cytochrome P450. Lineage: Eukaryota; Fungi; Basidiomycota; Agaricomycetes; Russulales; Stereaceae. Gene Ontology annotation, molecular function: heme binding; monooxygenase activity; oxidoreductase activity, acting on paired donors, with incorporation or reduction of molecular oxygen. The transcript is spliced from 14 exons. Bases 57 to 1655 code for a protein of 532 amino acids. The record is from RefSeq and is a predicted model, not a curated record.
UUCCUGAUUCUUGAACACUCUACUCUGUUGCUCUCCGUCUUUCAGCAACAACAAACAUGUCGCUCCUUUCACCUACUGUCUUUGUCUCGAUUUCUAUUCUCUCUGUUCUGUUCAUACGCUCAGCUCUAAAAGAAAAACAACCUAGGGAUGUUCAGGCUCUCCCCGUACCCAGCUCCAAAGAUGCAAGCUGGAUAUGGGGACACGAAUAUUCGUUAUUCAUCCAUGAGGCCUGCGAGAAGUAUGUCGACUGGAUGCGCUCGGUAGGAUCGCUCUAUAGGAUCAAGACCGCCUUCUUUGGCCAGGACGCUAUUGUUGUCAUUGACAAUGCGGCGGCUCAGCAUAUCUUUCAAUACUCUGAGCGCUUCGUCAAAGCGCCUGCGUUCCGGCCACUCAUUGUGAAACUGCUUGGGAAGGGCUUACCAUGGGCGGAAGGCGACGAACACAAGAUCCAGCGUCGACUCCUUGCUCCAGCCUUCACUACCGAAAGCGUCCGAGGAAUGGCCGAUGAUAUCUGUGAAUCCGUUGCGAAGCUCGAAGGCAGACUCAUGAGCUUGCUCGAGUCCAAUAAGGGUGAGAUGACCCUCGACAUCGCUCCUCAAGUCUCUGCUUGCACUCUUGAUAUUAUUGGCCGCGUCGCUUUCGGCCAUGACUUCCAAUCCGGCCAAUCCCACGAAGCCAAGCUCAUCCGCGACUCAUGGGACAAGGACGUCAACAUGGGCAUUACUUUCGCCGGGUUCCUUGCUCCCUUCAUCAUUGGCAUGUUCCCCUGGAUCGCAAACAACGUCGGAGAGGGUGUUACGAAGAGGGUAGCGUUCGAGUUGGCAGGCAAACUUAUGGAGAGGGAGGAGAUGUUGGACAGUCAAAGUGUCGACGAGAAGAAUGACGCGAAGGAAAGGCCUAGCGGCAAUGGCAAGGAUAUGUUGAGUUUAUUGAUGAGAGCGAACAAGCUUAGCAAUGGAAAGGGUCUGUCCAAGGACCAGAUUCUCAACAACAUCGCGACGAUGAUAAUGGUCGGCCACGAGACAUCCUCUGCUUCCUUGAACUUGACUCUCCUCGACCUCGCUCGUAAUCAGCCCGCUCAACAGAAGCUCCGCGAAGAAAUCCUCAGUCUCGGUGACAAUACCCUCGACUUUGACGCCGUGCAAAAGCUUGAGUAUCUCGACGCGGUUGUGAGAGAAGGAUUGCGCCUUCAUCCUGCCGCACCACGCACUGACCGCGUUGCCCUCGAAAACGACAUCAUCCCGCUCAGCACUCCAAUCCACACCUCUGAUGGCCGCAUCAUCACUUCUGUUCCCAUCAAGGCAGGCCAGAUCUUCCAAAUUCCCUUUACGGCUCUCAACAUCAACCCCGCCGUCUGGGGCCCCGAUGGGCCAUCCUUCCGACCCGAACGUUGGAUCGAAGUCGGCGGUGUCAAGCCUGCUAACGAACUCCCUCACGGAUGGGGCAACAUCACUACCUUCUGCGACGGACCAAGGAACUGCAUCGGAUACCGACUUGCUAUCGCUGAGUUGAAGAUGAUUCUCGCGACGCUGAUCCGGUCUUUCGAGCUUUCGGACACUGGCGUGAAGGUCAUCACCAAGAUUUCGCCGACUUUGCAGCCUUUCGUCGAUGGGAAGGGCGGAUAUCUUCCUCUGCGCGUGAAGUUGGUGCAGUAGAGCAGAGUCUGUCUGAACUGAAUUUAUCUACUAUAGUAUCUCCUCGGUAUUUCGCACAUCUUGUGUUUGUAUAAAGGUAGUCUCGAUUCUCUUAGGGCGUGUUCUUGUGUAGUGUUGGCACAUUCUAUGGACUCGUCUUUUCCCC